AUGCGAUAUGAAGUCCAACUUGUGGAGUUCGUACAGAAAUUACGUGCUCUGAACCUAAAGGCAGGCAAGUCGCUGAUAGUUGGUGCAGCUAACCACCUCAUCAAAGGAACUGAGCUAGCUGACUUGUUCAAGGACAAGCAAGUAACCUAUGCUUGGUAUUACUCGUUCAGGAACCGCUAUGGCAUUAAGAUGAAAAACCAGGUCCGGCUGGAAAUGGACCGCAAGAGGUGGACAACAAGUGAUCACUUCUGCUCCUGGUAUGAAGUCGUGAUGGAUGGUAUGAUUCAGUGUGGCAUUGCUGUGAAGACCGACAGCUUCAAGGACAGUGAGCCAUGUGAUAUCAUGUUCUAUGUCACCGACCCAGAUAUGGUUUUCGAGUGGGACCAGACGGGCUUUACUUUGGACCAGACAGACGACGGAAAGGGGCCCACAGAGAAGACAAUGACCGUGGACAGUGAUGAUGAUGGCACGUGCGUAGUGAACAAGUCCAGUGUCCGAUGGACCCUCACAGGUGGCUCAAUCAUGAAUGGUGAUGCCUUGCCUGGAUGUGCCACACCACCAUCCAAGAGUAUGCAUCUCAGCCUAAUGAAGGAUCCCCCAAGAUCCAACUUGGUCGAUCCCGAAACUGGUGACCGUCGACCAUGCCAGUUCUACCCGCAUCCCUCCGAAGUCGUUCUGGACACCAGCUGUCUACAAUUUCAGCAGAAUGCCCGCAUUGAGUCACAUUCCGACCCCUCCGACUCUUCGGAUUCAGGGAAUUCCGACUCUGAUGCCAAUGUUGACAGUCUACGUUUGGGUGGAGAGGACUUCAGGCUUGGUCCACUGACGUACGGUGCAGGACGCGCAAAACUGGAGGAGAGGCAGAAGAGGAAGGAGGAGCAGGAGACAUUGCGCAAGGAACGUGAAGCGACCAAGAACGCCAAAGAGCAGCAGAAGUGCGAAGAUCGUCAGCUGGCUGCCAAGGAUGCAGCAAAGCUGUUGUGGAGCCACCAUCACCAGGGCCUAGCACACGCACUUGGUAAACUUCAGAAGAAGCACCUUUCUGCCCUUCUGAUUCUCACCAAGAGCCCGGUUAAAGGCAAUGAAACGCAUGGUGUGUUGGCCUCACACCUUGAGAACAAGCUCAAGAGCGAUGACCUGGAGAAGCAAGACAAGAAUAUACGAGAGCUUGUCAACCUCUUCUACGAAAUCCCAGUGUCAUGUUCCCCAGCGUCAGCGUCAACAACCACGACCAUCAGCAGUCUCCCGUCCCCGGCGGCCACCAUGUCACCAUCAGCAUCCCCUGGUACAUCCUUCUGGCCUAGGAGUGCUUCAACUCCACUACCCAGGGCAACGGUGGCUGCUUCACCUCGACCAGCCUUCCUGAUGCAGCCUAGACUCCCACGGCCCAGCAAUUACAGCGGACCCAGGCUACCAACUGGAUAUGCUGCUCGGCCGACACCAAGAGGAAACCCACCAUCAUCCACUGGAUCCAGUUGAGCUGAUGACCAUGUGUGGCGCAGGUUUGGACACGUUCUCCUGGCGGCCCUUCGGACAAUUUCUUCUUCUUUCUUAUUUAUUCCGGUUCAUUGUUCUGUUCAUAGCCCACACGCUACUAUGAUCUUCAAGUAAUCAUGCUUCUAUGGUGUUGCCAGACCCGGGCCAUGCUCUAUUUCAAUUGUAAUGCACAUGUUGUGGUUCUUUACAACUUUUUGGUUUCAGUGGAUGCUGGGAAGCCACUUCUUUAGAGCUCUAAUUGCUUGCGGAAGACUUUGGUUUUUUGGCAUUAGUACUUGUCACUGUUCUAGCAUGUACAUGUAUGUGUGUAGAAUGGAAGAAUGCGAUGAAAUAACACUAAACAUAGUCAUUUUACACAAUGCUUAGAAUCUAAAACGUUCAUAUUCAUAGCAUCAUAUCAACCCAAAUGUAAUCCAUUCCUUGGGGCGUUAUGAUAGUCAUAAUUAUUCAGUUGAAACUUGGUGAA
Molecule: messenger RNA, 1963 nt
Organism: Sycon ciliatum
Lineage: Eukaryota; Metazoa; Porifera; Calcarea; Leucosolenida; Sycettidae
Exons: 3
Coding region: 1-1479 (492 amino acids)
Source: RefSeq, a predicted model, not a curated record